Messenger RNA from Peromyscus leucopus (white-footed mouse), 911 nucleotides. RefSeq names its product UBX domain-containing protein 2A-like. Gene Ontology annotation, cellular component: cytosol; nucleus. The record is from RefSeq and is a predicted model, not a curated record. Gene Ontology annotation, molecular function: ubiquitin binding. Gene Ontology annotation, biological process: proteasome-mediated ubiquitin-dependent protein catabolic process; nuclear membrane reassembly; Golgi organization. Lineage: Eukaryota; Metazoa; Chordata; Mammalia; Rodentia; Cricetidae.
GAGGGUGUCCCCCAGGCGCCCCUGGCCUGAGCGGCUCCCGCCUGGCGGCGGCGGCGGCAACGCUUGCGGACCCUCAGGGACCCGAGGACUAGGCCGCGGGACCGCGCCCCCAAGUAGCAGAAAGAGAAUGAAAGAAGUAGAUAAUCUUGACAGUGUAAAAGAAGACUGGGUUUGUGAAACAGGACCUCCUGACAAUCAGCCCCUCAAUGAUAAUCAGCAAAGGAACUGUGACUAUUUCGUUGACAGCCUUUUUGAGGAAGCAGAGAAGGUUGGCAAAUGCUUGUCCCCCACUGAACAGAAGAAACAGGUAGAUGUAAAUAUAAAAUUGUGGAAAAAUGGAUUCACAGUCAAUGAUGACUUUAGAAGUUACUCUGAUGGUGCAAGUCAGCAGUUUCUGAACUCCAUCAAAAAGGGGGAAUUACCUUCAGAAUUACAGGGAAUUUUUGAUAAAGAAGAGGUGGAUGUUAAAGUAGAAGAUAAAAAAAAUGAAGUAUGUAUGUCUACAAAGCCUGUGUUCCAGCCCUUCUCAGGACAGGGUCACAGACUAGGAAGUGCUACACCAAAAAUCGUUUCUAAAGCAAAGAGUAUCGAAGUUGAGAAUAAAAGUGCUCUGUCUGCUGUUUCACUGAACAACUUGGAGCCCAUCACCAGGAUCCAGAUCUGGUUGGCCAACGGGGAAAGGACUGUCCAAAGAUUUAAUGUUUCUCAUAGGGUGAGCCACAUCAAAGACUUCAUUGAAAAAUACCAAGGAUCUCAGAGAAGCCCCCCCUUUGCCCUGGCAACAGCUCUUCCUUUUCUCAGACUUCUGGAUGAGACACUGACAUUGGAAGAAGCAGAUUUACAGAAUGCUGUAAUCAUUCAGAGACUCCAGCAAACUGCGGAGCCUUUUAGAAAACUCUGAUAGUUUUGAG